Sciurus carolinensis (gray squirrel) is the source of this 5289-nucleotide messenger RNA. It is a transcript of the gene Cxadr, whose product is annotated as CXADR Ig-like cell adhesion molecule. The record is from RefSeq and is a predicted model, not a curated record. Gene Ontology annotation, molecular function: cell adhesion molecule binding. Gene Ontology annotation, cellular component: basolateral plasma membrane; intercalated disc; bicellular tight junction. Lineage: Eukaryota; Metazoa; Chordata; Mammalia; Rodentia; Sciuridae. Gene Ontology annotation, biological process: homotypic cell-cell adhesion. The coding region runs from base 128 to 1225 and encodes 365 amino acids. The transcript has 7 exons.
GGAAGGCGGGGUGCAGAGGUGCCGCCGCCGCCGCCAGCCCAGUCGGGAGCGCGCGAGGCGCCGGGAGAUAGAGAACCAGAGCUAGAGCCGCCUACCUGCAGCCGCCGCCCACGGCCGGGCAGCCACCAUGGCGCUUCUGCUGCGCUUCGUGCUCCUGUGCGGAGUCGCGGAUUUCACCCGAAGUUUGAGUAUCACGACUCCUGAACAGACAAUUGAAAAAGCAAAAGGGGAAACUGCAUAUUUGCCCUGCAAAUUUACCCUUAGUCCAGAGGACCAGGGACCACUGGACAUUGAAUGGCUGCUAUCACCACCCGAUAAUCAGAAGGUGGAUCAAGUGAUUAUUUUAUAUUCUGGAGAUAAAAUAUAUGAUAACUACUAUCAAGAUCUGAAAGGACGAGUACAUUUUACAAGUAGUGAUCUCAAAUCUGGUGAUGCCUCAAUAAAUGUCACAAAUUUACAGUUGUCAGAUAUCGGCACGUAUCAGUGCAAAGUGAAAAAAGCGCCUGGUGUUGCAAAUAAGAAAUUUCUGCUGACAGUUCUUGUUAAACCUUCAGGUACAAGAUGUUUCAUUGAUGGAUCAGAAGAAAUUGGAAAUGACUUUAAAUUAAAAUGUGAACCAAAAGAAGGUUCACUUCCAUUGCGAUAUGAAUGGCAAAAAUUGUCUGACUCCCAGAAAAUGCCCACCUCAUGGUUAGCAGAAAUGACUUCACCUGUUAUAUCUGUAAAAAAUGCCACUUCUGAAUACUCUGGGACAUACAGCUGUACAGUCAAAAACAGAGUGGGCUCUGAUCAGUGCCUGCUGCGCCUAGAUGUUGUCCCUCCCUCAAAUAGAGCUGGAACAAUUGCUGGAGCUAUUAUAGGAACUUUGCUUGCUCUCGUGCUCAUUGGUCUUAUCAUCUUUUGCUGUCAUAAAAAGCGCAGAGAAGAAAAAUAUGAAAAGGAAGUUCACCAUGAUAUCAGGGAAGAUGUGCCUCCUCCAAAGAGCCGAACAUCCACUGCCAGAAGCUACAUUGGCAGCAAUCAUUCAUCCCUGGGAUCCAUGUCUCCUUCCAACAUGGAAGGGUAUUCCAAGACUCAGUAUAAUCAAGUACCAAGUGAAGACUUUGAACGUGCUCCUCAGAGUCCAACUCUUCCACCCGCUAAGGUAGCUGCCCCUAAUCUAAGUCGAAUGGGAGCGGUUCCUGUGAUGAUUCCAGCACAGAGCAAGGACGGGUCCAUAGUAUAGAGCCUCUUACCUCUCUUCUUUGUUCUCAAUAUUUUUUUUCUUCUCUUGAUAUAUUAAAGCCUAUUCUAGUCUAAAUUUUGUUACCAGUCUCAAAAAAAAAGUUAACCAGAAACUGUAAGAAAUAUGCUUCACAAAAUUUUAUUUGGUUAUACUGAAACAAUAAAAUCAUCUGUAGUUAGUAAAGACAAAUUCAUCAUCUGGAAAAAGGUGGAUUUUUUAAAAGAGGUUGAUUUUAAAGGUAUCUGAAUAUUAAUACAUAAGUAAGAUGUAGCACUUUGAAUAUUAAAUCAUAGGUGAAGAAAUUUGUGAACAUACAUGCAUACCAAGUUGGUAUUUGAAUCAUCUAAAGUGGCAAUUUAUAAUUUCUACCAUUAUUUUAAAGAUGUUUGUCUCAUUUAUUUAUGACUCAACAAUGUCCCCCAAAUUAGUAAAGAAAUAUUGUCUAUGGCCAUACCAUCCUGAACAUGCCUGAUCUUAUCUGAUCUUGGAAGUAAAGAAAUAUCCAUGGCAAAAAUACUCAUGUAUGUUUUUACUUGUUUUUAUAACCUCUGUGAAAAUGUUAAAGAUGUUUGGAAUAUCUCUAAUAACAGAAAACACUACAGCGUUUUAGAAAUGACUAGUUUUUUUUUUAUUGCUAAGUUAUUCAUAAGCCUUGUGUAGUCAAUUAUUUUUAAAUUUAAUUGAUAGACUGCUACAGGCAAUAGGAGCAUCAUAACCUCUUUUAUAUGCUCAAGAACAGAAGCAUCAACAAAUUCACUUAGAACAUUUGCUUCAGCUACAUAUAGAGUUGGCACCAUUGGUCCAAUAGCGGGGGUACAUUUUAAGUGUUGAAUGAUCUGAUACCUUGAGGCCUGUGGGCAUCUGUAUGUGGUGACCAGCUAGAUCCAGAUGUAUUUCACAGUGUCCAACUAAACACUGGCUCUCCACUUUAGGUGAUGUUUUUCUAAUAAGAAAAUAUUAUAAUUCAUUUAUUAUUUGACAGUUAUAAAUGAAAAUGUCCUAAUUAUUGCUACUAAAUUUUAAAGUGGUAUUUUGUUUGCUUUGGUGUAUUUUUUUGUUUUGGGUGGUAUUGCAUAUAAUAUGUACUUGAAUGCAAUUUCCGGAGUGUAUUUUCAUCAUAGACUCAGAGGUUCAAUACAUUUUACACAAAUAAGGAUCCUCCACCAAUGCUGUAUUGCAGACUUGGGAGGACAUAUAGUUACUGUUGUGUGGCCAAACAUGUCUUUGUGUAGUUUCAGCAAAUCAAGUUGAACUUUGAAAAAAUUUGUCUGAAGUUUUGUGAAAGCAAUUUAUUCUUGAAAAAAGAAAAGAAAAAGGAGUCAAGGAAAUACUCCUGCCUGCCAAAUGUGUUAAAUACUGUUUAAGUAGAAGAAAGUGAAUUUAUUGUAUUUCCCUUAAGAUUGUGAGGGAGUGUGCAUAUAGUAGAAUGAGCCAACAGUUUCAUAGUAAAUAAGGUCUGUAAUAAAUUAUUUCAUUAGCUCUAAAGCCUUUUCCCUAGAUUUUAGUAGGGAGUUGGUUUCUGUUAAUCUCUUUGGGUGCUUUGGGUGCUGUGGUGGUAAAUGCUACAUUAUGAAUUAAUGUUGGCAUGUAUUCACAAUUAGGCAGAGUGUUGUGUAUACUUUUUAAUGGUAAACUUAAGCUGAAUGUCUGCAUAAUGGGUUAGUGUACAGUUUUACAUAUUUGGAAACAUUUUUAAGUAGAUUUUUAACCUUACAUAAAGUUGCUUUUUAUACUUCUGUUAACAUCUUCAUCUGUGCCUUUUUGGGUAAUUUAAUUUCUAUCAUGACUUUCUGGUGCCUAUGAGCUAGCUAUCACCUACCCGAAAGGUGCUUAGAGGUGAAGGUACUGUUUUUGAAAACACAUCACUGUGACACCUUUUAAUCCUCAUUCUUUGAAUCUUGCCUCUCCCUCUCUGUUCUUUUUUGAUGUCACUUAAGUAAUUGUGUUCUUCAUAAAAAUUUAAAAACUUUUAACAUUCCCAAUACUCUUUGACUGUGUUUCUGAUUUCGUAACAGUAGUUAUUUUUGAAUGCCAGAUGUUUGACUUGUUUUAUAAAGAUAUUAUAAGACUAAAACAGAACACAAACUUUAAUAACAAAAUAGUUUUGACCUGUCCAAUUUCUGAUUUUAUGCUAUCAAUCAAAGGAGAAAUUAUUGUAGAAAGUAGACCUGUGUAAGAUUUUCCUUCUGUUAAACUCUAUAUUAGAUUUGACUAUAAGUAAAUCAGAAUCUCUUCUAGAAAGUAUUUUAGUUCAGAUCCUGAGCAGACCUUUCAGGUAUGAUUAGGUUUAAGAGGACCCAGCUCAGUUUUAGACUUACUAUUUCUCCAUUUACUCUUUUAGUGUAAAUUUCACUUGUUCCAAAGGUCAGGUAGUAUGAGUAAUUUCCCAAAUAAUUCUCACUGAUAAUUUUAAUUGAACCAGAGAUCAACUUUUAUUCUAGAAUUACUACUCAAUGAUCAAGCAGUUCAAUAAAAAAAUUAUUAAACUAUUUGAACUAGAGUGUCAAUAAUAUUAGUCAAGGACAAUACUACAUCUUUAAAGCAAAACUGUUAGAUUCCACUUUAUUCCUGAGAGAUUGUAGUACCAUCUUUUAAAGUUACAUUGGAUAAUUUGAAGAGAAGUGAUACUGUAGAUUAAUAUGGCUCUGUGUUUUGAAUAUGGAGUUUAUAGGUAUUCUCAUUAUUAUUGACUGAUAUUAAUAUUUCCCUGUUAGAAAGCCUUCCCCGCCCACCCCCCCCAAAAAAACCAAAAAAACAGAAAAACAAAAAAAACUCUUUGAUUAUACUCACCAGUUAUUCUGGGCAAUUUUUUCCUUUACAUUUAAGUUGUCUUCCAAGGAUUUGUUACAGUGGAAACACAGCCUGAGUGUAUUGUAGGGAGAAGUUAAUUGAAAACUUCAAAAUCCAUACAGAUUAUGGAUACAAAGAAAUAUCUGAAUUCUAUUUAAAAGAUAAUUUUAAAAAUUUUCCUGAGUCCUGGAAAUCUGGAUCAAGUAAAGGGGCAAGUAAACAUUUCGAUUAAAUAUAAGAAAAACUCAUUGCAUGAACUUGGCUAUCAAAUUAUGUAAUAUGUGGCUUAUUAAAAUAACUAUUCUCAGUCUGUUUUUGUGUGCGUGCAGCAUGUAAGUUUGAAGUUAUGUGAAUGUUUAUAGUUUUUUUUUCUAAUUCUCAUUUCAACAGUGUUUAGGGCUUUCAGAUGCCUUAUUCUAGUGUAAACAGGAAAAGUUCAUAUUUUUUGUGGUUAAUACUUUGAUGUGUCACAUAUGGAGUAGUUUGUAGAAAACGUUGGCACAAUUUUAGAUUUUCAGUGGCUUGUGACAUAUAUUAUAUAUAUAUGUAUAUAUAUUAUCUUUAUAACGUUUCCGUGUUUAGUAGUAUAAAUGUUCUGGGCAAGUUUUAAUAUUUCAAAUGUCUUUGGAUAUUCCAGCAAUAAAGGCAACAUGUUCUGCAAUAGAAUUUCAUACUUGUUUGCCUGCUUCAACACUAAAAUAGUCUGUAAUUGAGCACAAACUCCUUUUAUAAUUGUUAUAGAAGCAGGGAAGAAUUAUAAAUAAAUUCUGUGAAUUGUGGUUCUGUUUAUUUCUCUUUAGGGAAGGCCGAUCAUUUAUCUUAUGGAUGUUAACAUUAGUCUGUUAAAAUCCAAUUUCGCAAAAUACAUAUUCAAUUUAGUAAUUUAAGAAGAUAUUUAGUAUAAGUUGUGUUUGGUUUCAGUCACGGACUCUAAAGGUUCCAUCAAAAAAGAGCUUUAUGUUUUCUGCUAACUUGUUUUUUAACGGCACAAGUGUUAAGAGAACCACAAUUCACUGAUCACUUAUUCUUGUCCCUAACUGUGAAUUUUAAUGGUAAAUACACUUGUACUACUGAGAACUAUUUUGACACUUCACAUUUGCAAAAUAGAGCAUUGGUAGUAUCAGUUUCAGAUUUUAUAUUUAAAAUUUCUGGCUUACAUAUCCAAUGGUGCAGAUUUUGAAAUUUGUAAGAAAAAAACUUGUUUUAAAAACCAAAAACUUGCUCUUAUAGUUUUGUGACCUUGUGUACUUUUGAAAUAAAACCAAGAAAGCAGU